CUCCACUACGACCCUUUGCCUUCUCUCUCAUUCACUCACACGUUCUUUGCCAUCGCCGGUGAGAAACCCUUGUCCGUCCAUUGUCUCUUCUCUUUGACAGCCAGCCUUCCAUCGUUCCAUAAGUGAUGGUCUGAAAAGUGGAUUUCAUAACAUCUACAACAGUAAAUUCAAUUUUUUCAAACCACAGCUCCAAAUGCAAUCACAGGCGAAAACACAUACCAUGAAGGGCCGCCAGAAAAGAAAUGCCCUGCACCGGAAAAAGCAUGAAAAAGUCCGUAAAGGCGCGACCUAUUCCAGUACCGGGUCAGUUUUUGACCGGGUUUGGCACUUCCCAGGUUUCUUACGUCACACCACAAGGGAGGAUAAAGGGUCGGUGGAGUCUGAACAAGGAUUGACUGAACAAGGAUUGUCUGCAAAAGUUGAAAUGAAUAGUCAGAAAGAUGGACUAAAUCCAGAAAUAUCAAGUAUUUGUGAGAAAACAAAUUUUCUGGAGGGAACAGAACUUGAUGCUAGCAUGAAAAACGACGACACAUUCAUUAAUAUUAACAAGAAAAGAAGAAAGACACGGUGCUAUAUUUGCGGUGCUACUAAUCACGAUGGGAACAUCUGCCAUAAGGUUACUAGUUGCUUAAUUUGCUCAAAAAAGGGUCACCUCAUCAUGGGCUGUCCAAAUAAAGACAACCCGGCUAUCAGGUGUUACAUUUGUCGAAAUUCUGGUCACCUCUGCUGUGUAGAUGAUAAAUUUGAAGGACCUUUAGGUGCUUCGUGCUACAAGUGUGGGCAGUUGGGCCACUUUGGUUCGGAGUGUAUGAAGCCAGAUGAUGCAGCUGCCAUUGAUCCUAAAGCAUUAGGCAAUAAGUGUACAGCGAGUGGUCCUUAUAGCCAACAGUGCCCCCAAAAGGUGCAGCAGCCAAAGAUUGCAGCUGAGAAAGCAGCAGCCCGGGCCGAAAAGAGGAGGGCCCGAAGAAAAGCCCGUCGAGCGAUGAAAAAAAACCAGAGCCCAACAACACUCAACACAAACCAAAACCAGCCCAACUCAUCAGUUGGCAAUGAGAGCCCAACAACACUUGACACAAACCAAAACCUGCCCAAAUCAUUGGUUGGCCCAUCCCCAACCGCAAGAACCAACCCGAAUAAUAAUAAUACCCACAAUUCAGGCCCGUUGCCUUCUCAUCAACAACACCAUACUAUGACUAUUCAUCAGUUAAGAACUCGAGCCCCCUAUCUUGAGAAUCACUAUCAAAACCCUCGGAACAGACCUCAAAUUACUCAAAUGCCCUUCACCCAAGGUGGUGCUCAGAUCAUGGUACUACCACCACCUCUUCCUCAGCCUCACGCAGCACAAACUCAAAUUUUUCGACCGCAUGUUAAUGUACAUGGGGUUUUCCGUCCUCAGACAGUAUCUCGAGUAACCGUAAACUACAAUAUUACGGUUUUGCCCUCCCAAUUUCCUGGUUUAGUUCAGAGCUAUCCUCCACUGUAUCCUAGUCACCCAGUUAUUGUCCCCUUGACUGGAACACAUAUUGCUCGACCGGUCUUCUUACUGAACAAACAGAGACAUGGCAAUGGAGGGAAACAAUCGAGACAUUAGAAUAUUCGAAACGCUAUCACAUUAUAUUUGCUUUUUUUUUUUUUUUUUAACAAUUUUCAUAUUGAUUUGGGUUCUUGGUACUGGUGAUGUUGUAUUAUUUUGUUGGAGUGAAUUUUCCUUUCUUGUGGUACAGUGGGUAAGUUUGUUAUCAUCUUUGUAAUUUUCCCUUUUACUUUCAUUUAUAUUUUUAUUAUAUUAGUUGUUUUAACUUCAAGCUUGCUGGCAUUCAGUAGGAGAAAGAUUGCCAUCAG
Messenger RNA from Striga asiatica, 1842 nucleotides. The record is from the annotation of a GenBank genome assembly. Lineage: Eukaryota; Viridiplantae; Streptophyta; Magnoliopsida; Lamiales; Orobanchaceae.